AUGGACAAGACCAGGGCGUGGCUCCCGGACCAAGGUCCGAACCUGGGUGUGUCGUGGGAGGCACCAGGCAUGCCCCUGGGACCGGAACCCAGCAACCCAGGCUGCAUCCUGCCGUGGGACCCAGCCCAGAAAGCCAGGGAAGCCUCUGACGAGGAAGGCAGUGAGCCCGCGCGUCCGGGCUGCCCACAGCCAAGGGCAGGUGAAGAGGCAGACUCCUCUUCACGUCCCCCUGUGGCCAAGAGAUGGAAAGUGAACACCAAGGGCAAGAGAGGCAGGCAACGGGAAGUGGAUGAAGAGGAGGCCCAGAAGAUGAGAACCCUCGUGGCUGCUAUGACUGAGGAGCAGCUGAACCGUUACGAAGUGUUUCGCCGCUCAGCCUUCCCCAAAUCCACCAUCAAACGCCUGAUCCAGGCCGUGGCCGGCACGCCGGUAUCCCAGAACGUGGUCAUUGCCAUGUCCGGAAUGGCCAAGGUCUUUGUCGGGCAGGUGGUGGAAGAAGCCCUAGACAUUUGUCAGAAGUGGGGCGAGAAGCCCCCACUCCAACCCAAGCAUCUGAGGGAGGCUGUUCGCAGGCUACGCGAAAAGGGGCAGAUGCCUAGCACUAAGCGCAAGAUCCUCUUCUUAUAG
This is a messenger RNA of Budorcas taxicolor (takin), 627 nucleotides long. RefSeq names its product transcription initiation factor TFIID subunit 11-like. Gene Ontology annotation, molecular function: transcription coactivator activity; protein heterodimerization activity. The coding region runs from base 1 to 627 and encodes 208 amino acids. Gene Ontology annotation, biological process: RNA polymerase II preinitiation complex assembly; transcription initiation at RNA polymerase II promoter. The record is from RefSeq and is a predicted model, not a curated record. Gene Ontology annotation, cellular component: transcription factor TFIID complex; nucleus. NCBI's taxonomy places the organism in Eukaryota, Metazoa, Chordata, Mammalia, Artiodactyla, Bovidae. The transcript has a single exon.